Cyprinodon variegatus (sheepshead minnow) is the source of this 2418-nucleotide messenger RNA. It is a transcript of the gene tlr2, whose product is annotated as toll-like receptor 2. The record is from RefSeq and is a predicted model, not a curated record. The transcript has 11 exons. The coding region runs from base 1 to 2418 and encodes 805 amino acids. Gene Ontology annotation, biological process: toll-like receptor signaling pathway; inflammatory response; immune response. Gene Ontology annotation, cellular component: membrane. Gene Ontology annotation, molecular function: triacyl lipopeptide binding; protein binding; transmembrane signaling receptor activity. Lineage: Eukaryota; Metazoa; Chordata; Actinopteri; Cyprinodontiformes; Cyprinodontidae.
AUGAAACAUCUGUGGAUACUGGCGCUGCUCCUCUUCUCUUCACCUAUCUGGGGUCAGAUGGAAAAUGGGGACGAUGGCAGGCUGCCUUGCAGUCGCUGCAACCCUUAUCGAUUCUGUAACUGCUCCCACUCGGGUUUCACUCAUGUUCCCAUGGUAACGGACCAAGCUCUCAGCCUUGACCUCUCCUUCAACAACAUCACCUUGGUGACCCAAAACGACCUGUUGGAACACUCAAAACUGAGAGUUCUGGAUCUCCACGGUAACAGAUUAGCCGUGAUCCAUCCAUCAGCGUUCGAUGCUCUGUGGAGCCUGGAGGAGCUGGAUCUGUCUGACAAUCAGCUGAAGACUCUCAACUACGAGUGGUUUAAGAAGCUGGAGGUUCUUCAGCAGCUCAACCUGCUCAACAACCCAUACAGCUGCCUGGGUUCUCCUCCAUUGUUCCUUGGACUUGUCAGACUGAGAAAGCUGAUGUUUGGAGGUCAAGAUCUGAAGGAACUGAAUAGAGAGGAUCUUAAAGGAGUCACCCACCUUGACGAGCUCACUGUGCAAGCCAACAACUUGGCCAGGUAUGACUCCGGUACUUUUGGAGGCCUUUGGCCUCUUGGUCAUGCAACCCUGAGUCUUUAUGGCCCGUUUUCAACGAACACAACGUUAGCUGAGGUUCUGCUUCUUGACGUGUGUUACCCUGAGACUAAGCUCACUCUGGUAGACCUCCAUCUGAAUCAUUAUGUGUCUACUCAGCCUUUAAGAAAGAUAAUUAAGAGGAUCAGAGAUCUGUCUCUCCGUAACUUUUCACUGUCUGAUGAAGCAACUGUCUCUUUGCUGACACUGAUUGAUGGAGUCCCGCUGCGAUCCCUAAAGAUUGUGGGUCUGACUCUCACAGGCGAGGGCAGGUGGGUACGCGCUAAUCGGACAGAACUCAGGAACAUGGACGAGUUCUUUGUCAGCGAUGUCACAAUUUUAGACAUUUUAAAGUUUGCAAUGACUUCAGAGGUGCAGUUUCUGUUGCAGAACCAGAGGAAGCUGUCCAUCAUAAACUCAAAGAUGUUCCUGCUGUCCUGUUAUCUAACAAAAAUGAUGGUCAACGUGCAAUACUUAGAUGUGUCUGACAACCUGCUGACCGACCUGACUAUUUCUUACAUGCUGUGUGGCAACGAAGAAACACUCGAGGAGCUCAGAGUUUUAAAUAUUAGUGGGAACCCUCUAAAGUCUUUGUCAACAAUGAGCCGUUUGGUCACCAAGCUCACCAAACUAACCCACCUGGACAUUAGCAGAACCAGCUACAGCUCGAUGCCCCCUAGUUGUUCUUGGCCAGCCUCCCUUAGAUACAUCAACAUCUCUAGGGCUAAGCUAACCACCAUCACACCCUGUCUGCCAAAGUCUCUGGAGGUGUUGGACAUGAGCUAUAAUAACCUGAAAGAAUUUGUGCUGGAACUGCCAAUUCUGAGAGAGCUUCACCUCUCUGGAAACAAGUUCCUGAGGUUACCAGCAGGGGGGUACUACCCCAAUCUGCAAACACUUAAAAUACAGUCAAAUACACUCAAUGUCUUCAGCCUUUCGGACCUUCAGUCAUACAGACGACUUGAGAACCUGGAGGCGGGUCACAACAAGUUUGUCUGUUCAUGUGGAUUUGUCACCUUUCUCCGCUCGCUACUUGCUGGAAGUAGGGGUGUGAAGAUAACAGAUGGAGACCAAAGUUAUGUCUGUGACUCACCUCUUAACCUGCAGGGAGAUGCAGUAGACCGAGUUACCCUCCCUAUUAUCCAAUGCCACACAGUUCUGUUUGUGUCUGUCAGCUGUGGGGUCGCCCUUUUUUUGGGGAUGCUGGUUUCUGUCCUACUUUGGCGAUGUCAUGCCUUCUGGUACCUGAAGAUGUCUUGGGCAUGGCUCAAGGCAAAAAGAGAUUACCAGCGACAUCGGCGACAAAGAGAAAUUGAGGGGACAGGAGCAUUGGUAUCCUUUGAUGCCUUUAUUUCCUACAGUGAAAGAGAUGCUAGCUGGGUGGAAAACUUUCUGGUACCUGAGUUGGAGGAGCCAAGCGACUCAACAGAUCUAGCAUCCCCACUGACUCUCUGUCUCCACAAGCGGGACUUCCUUCCCGGACACUGGAUAAUGGACAAUAUCAUGAGUUCCAUUGAGCGCAGCCAUCAUACUGUCUUUGUCCUCUCCCAGAACUUCAUCCAGUCUGACUGGUGCCGAUAUGAACUGGACUUCUCCCACUUCUGGUUGUUUGAAGCUCGUGGAGAUGCUGCCAUCUUGAUCCUGCUGGAGCCCUUGAGUAAAGACGACAUACCCAAACGAUUCUGCAAACUUCGCAAACUCAUGAGCUCCACAACCUAUCUGGAGUGGCCUCAGGACGAAGAGAGGAGACCGGAGUUCUGGAGGAGUCUACGCAAUGCUCUCAGAACAGACGAUUAG